AUGGAUGAGGAGAUGACUAGAGGUUCCACUGAUCCUCUUACAUGGCAGGAACAUGGGGCAAUGGGCUGUAUAGGGCCUUCUAACACGGACCAAAUGUUGAAGUCAUUUCUACAGCAGGGUGAUCUGAACUGCAUUGGGAUUGCUCUCCGUAAGCUCCUAAUAACCAUACACCUAUGGCCUCAUUCUGGAAAUAUUUCUGAGGAAGCUGAUCUAAUUGAAAGGAAUGACGAGCAGCAGUUUCUUUCCAGUGCAGAUUUUCUAAGCAAUGAUGGCUUGGCCACCUUGAUUUCUAAUAUGCAGGCAGCAGCAUCCGGAGUCCUUAAGGGGUGA
Ilex paraguariensis (yerba mate) is the source of this 330-nucleotide messenger RNA. NCBI's taxonomy places the organism in Eukaryota, Viridiplantae, Streptophyta, Magnoliopsida, Aquifoliales, Aquifoliaceae. The record is from the annotation of a GenBank genome assembly.